AAGAAUGCCGGAAAGAUGGCGGUAGCGGCGGCGGCGGCGGCGGGCCCGAGCGGCGGGGGAGGCGGCCGCGCGCCGCGGAGCGGGCCGCUGGAAGUUCUGGUGCGGGACCGCUGGCACAAAGUUCUGGUGAACUUGGGCGAGGACGCGCUGGUCCUGAGCUGCGAGGAGGGCGCCGCGGCGUCCAACGGCCUGGGCACCGCCACCAAUGGCGCGUUCUGCAGGGGCGCGGGCGGCGCGCAGCCCCCCGACUCGCCGGCCGGGGUCCGCACCGCCUUCACCGACCUGCCCGAGCAGGUGCCCGAGGCCAUCUCCAACCAGAAGCGCGGCGUGAAGGUGCUGAAGCAGGAGCUGGGCGGGCUGGGCAUCAGCAUCAAGGGAGGCAAGGAGAACAAGAUGCCCAUCCUCAUCAGCAAGAUCUUCAAGGGGCUGGCGGCCGACCAGACCCAGGCCCUGUACGUGGGCGACGCCAUCCUGUCGGUGAACGGGGCCGACCUGCGGGACGCCACCCACGACGAGGCGGUGCAGGCGCUGAAGCGCGCGGGCAGGGAGGUGCUGCUGGAAGUGAAGUACAUGCGAGAAGCCACCCCCUAUGUGAAGAAAGGCUCCCCGGUAUCAGAGAUCGGCUGGGAAACGCCUCCACCCGAAUCCCCUCGGCUAGGGGCCAGCUCCUCAGACCCCCUGUCAUCACAGCCCUGCUCCUUCCAUAGAGAUCGGAAGAGCAUCCCCCUCAAGAUGUGCUAUGUCACCCGGAGUAUGGCCUCUGCUGACCCUGAGAACAGGCAGCUUGAAAUCCACUCUCCGGAUGCUAAGCACACAGUGAUCCUGAGGAGCAAGGACUCAGCCACUGCCCAGGCCUGGUUCAGUGCCAUCCAUUCCAAUGUGAGUGACCUGCUGACCCAAGUGAUUGCUGAGGUCAGAGAGCAGUUGGGGAAAACAGGCAUUGCUGGGAGCCGAGAGAUCAGGCAUCUUGGCUGGCUUGCAGAUAAGGUGCCUGGGGAGAGUGAGAAGCAGUGGAAGCCAGCACUCGUUGUACUGACUGAGAAGGACCUUUUAAUCUAUGACAGCAUGCCCCGGAGGAAGGAAGCCUGGUUCAGCCCAGUUCACACAUACCCUCUUCUUGCCACCAGGCUGGUCCAUUCAGGUCCAGGCAAAGGAUCGCCCCAGGCUGGUGCAGAUCUGUCUUUUGCUACCCGGACGGGCACCAGGCAGGGGAUCGAAACACACCUCUUUAGGGCUGAGACCAGCAGGGACCUGUCUCACUGGACAAGGAGCAUAGUGCAGGGCUGCCACAACUCGGCAGAGCUGGUCACUGAAGUCACCACAGCUUGCACCUACAAAAACCAGGAGUGCCGCUUGACCGUACAUUAUGAGAAUGGAUUUUCUAUUACCACUGAACCGCAGGAGGGUGCCUUUCCCAAGACCAUCAUACAGUCUCCCUAUGAGAAGCUGAAAAUGUCUUCAGAUGAUGGAAUCAGGAUGCUGUACUUAGAUUUUGGAGGCAAAGAUGGAGAGAUUCAACUGGACCUUCAUUCCUGCCCCAAGCCGAUUGUUUUCAUCAUUCACUCCUUCCUGUCUGCGAAGAUCACAAGGCUGGGCUUGGUGGCCUGAAGAGAGGGGUGACCUCCUUUGUGCUACCUGGGGUGCGACAUCGGACACCAUGUGGCGUGAGCAGCGCACCAGAUGUGGCAUGCCACACGGUCAGCUUUAGAUCUCGAGUACUCUGAACUAUCCCCGACUUCUCUGUCAGCUUCACCAACUACAAGGGAGGACCCCCAAGAAAACACCAGGAGGAAUAUCAGAAGAGAGCUGGCUUUUUAGAACAGCAGCAGGAAGGGUAGAGGUGAGGGCGAAGGGAAGUCAGAGCAUAGCUUUGAAAUAAUGACAGUGAAGGACAUCGUGAACGUUAGAACAGCAUGCGCAGAUCGUAAUCAGACCAGUUUCUAGGCAACUGGUUCACCCAGGUAAGCAAGAGCUGAAUGGACGAGGAAUGGACAUCUUCACCUCUCUCGCCCCCAGUAGCAGUGAUCCCUUGUUUUAUUGUGAUUUAUUGCCUACUUCUAAUUGAAUUGGCUUUUGCUGGUAAGGAACGAGCAGCGCUUCAAAUGGAAACCCACCUGUUCUUUAAGUAUGAAGCAGCUGUAGUUUUUUUCUUAAUGAAUUAUCUUUCAAUGAUGUAGAAUGAUUCUGAAGUAUUCUCAUUAGCAUAUGCUGAGCAGGAAUUAAAUACAGCCUCAGAUACUGAUCUGAGCUGUAGGCUGGUGGAAUCUGAGCCAAAGGAGACUGUUUAUAUUGCAAAGCUUUGCGGUGCAGAAGCGUAGUGUGCUCGAAAGGUGAUUAAUCUGGGGGCUGCACUCACACCAAGGUGUGGUUAUCUUAGAGCCAAGAGUGAUAGCCUUACUUAUAGAAAGCAAAUUACGGAUAUUUUUUUAAAAGAUUGUCAUUUGAGAUAUAUAUGUAGCAUAUAUAUCUCAUAUAUAUAUAUAACAUAUAUAUAUAUAUAAAAACAACUUACAUGAGGUUAACUAAUUAUCCCCAUUUUGUGGUGUUCAGUGGCAGUACUGAGCAAUUUAUGGACCCUUGUUCCUGCCUGUGCUUGUAUGCAUGCGUUUUCGAACCAGUCAUAGAGCAGCCUCAUAUAAUUCUGACAGCAUCCACAGCUCUUAGGAAUUCCAGGGAAAUAAUAUAAUGACCUGAUAUUUUUCUACAAGAAUAUUUUCAAAAAACAUAGAGCAUAAUACUGAUUUAUUGCUUUUAUUUUUACCUUUCAAUGCAAAUUCACCAAAAAGAUACCCGUAUUACUGAAUUUUGGAGUCACUUUCCUCAAACCUUAAAAAUAAGCUCUAGAGUUUCUGUAAGCAUUCAUAACCCUUCUUUCCCAUGUACUUUACCUAAACAGAGGCUCUGGAAUCGACCUGUGUGUUUUUUCAGAAUUGUCUUUCAGUACAUACCUAUGCAAAGAGCUUUUAAAAGUGAAACGGUUUUAAAGGAAUGUAAUUUUGCCCACUGAGAUGUAUGUUUAUUGAAUUACAAAGCAGUGUCCAAAGCUUGUAUCAUAUAACACUAGUUGCAAAGGGCAUGGAAUGAGAGGUGUUUUGCAAGAGCAGUGAAAAUAAGAGGUUUGACAAUCAAAAAUGUGUUAAAUAUUGAGAUAAAAAAACGUUAAACAGAUUACUGAUUAUGGGUCUCCUCAAAGACUUUAAGGUACACCGUGUGAUUCUACAAGGGAGGAUCCCAUGUACCAUUCCUACACUUACUUACAAAGCAUCUUCUGAAGGAAGUGUUUUAAAAAAACAAAAACAGGGGUGCCUGGCUGACUCCAUCAGUAGAGCAUGCAACUCUUGAUCUCAGGAUCAUGAGUGCAAGCCCCAUGUUGCGUGUAGAGAUUACUUAAAUAAAAUAAAAUAAGACAAGACAAAAAACACUUUGGAAAAUACAGCCACUGUUUUUUUCGUUGUUGUUUCCCAUUUCAAAAUUCUGAAGAGUGAAGUUCCACCCUGAAUAGUGUAGGAAAGCUUUGAUGCAUUUGUAAAUUAUACUGCACUCUUUCAUUACAGAUUUCCAAAGUCACUGGAAUGUUGCUAUCCAAGAGAAUUAUGCAUUGUAAAUAACAUUAAAAUACAUAUAUUAAUGACAAUAGUUCAACAAUAUGUUAUCUAAGGUGCUCAGUACUACAUGAAGUAUGAGUUAAUUACUCAUAAUUAAAUUGCAAAGAUCCUAUUCUAUAUUUAUAGACAAAUUAAAAUGAUCAUAAUUACAAAUAUUUCUUCAUCAGUUAAGUUUUAGACUGAUUAAUAUCUGGGUGGGGGUCAACAAAUUACAUUCUCUGCAUUUAUAAAAACUUAAUUUAAAUAUUUAUAUUUUAGAAAAUACAUUUGAAUAAAUUAAUACAUUUUCUGAAUUAAAAUGUAUUAGCAAGAAGUAGACAAUUUUACUAAGAGAAUUAUGUAUAUGAAUCUUUUUUUCCUUCAGAGUUAAAGUGUAGCAUAUCAGAGUGGCUAUGAUGAAUCAAUUUCAAAUACUCAAUUUUUCUUGUACACCAAGCACCAAUUUUCCUUGUUCUGAAUUCAGGACAUUACAAUGAUUUUACACUGUAGAUUCUAACCUUGUCUUGAUGUGUGUUAUGAAUGUUGUGAAUGACACACAGUCAUACGUCUGGAUCAUGCCUGGGUACGGUCAGUGAAUCAGUUGAGUCAUUAUGGGGAAUUUGUUUCUGUCCGAUCUGCUCUGUGCUUAAUCUGUUUAUUUGAAUCAAUGAAUUAUUAAAUUCACGUUUGUCCUUUAAGGGCAAAUCAAUACAAAUGACUGAUAUUUUAACUGUACUUUGUGGGAAGCCACCCAUUUGUUACUAGAUGUGGUUAGGUGAGCCCUAAGCAUCCCAGGGAUUUAAAGAAGGCCAAUAGGAAAAUAGAAGCAAUCACUUUUCUGACUUGAACUUAGAAGAAAAAAACCAUAAACCUCUUUAAAAACACCCAGGUAGAGGCAUUUAGUUAAUUCUAUCAAUUGAUGGAAUUAAAAUGCUGAAAAAUGCAUUCUCCUAAAAUAAAUUAAGGGCCUUUCUGGCCAUCGUUUUACAAAUGCUAGAUAUUCCAUCUUGAGGGGAUUGGCGUGGACUGGGGUCAGAGAGUAAUUUCUGAAUGUACCUUGAGUUAAAAAAAAAAAUGUGCCUAUGUUUAUAGCAUCACGGAUAUCAUGUAAAAUUUAUAUAUGAACUCAAUAAAUAUUCACCUCUGAAUAUCGUA
Canis lupus familiaris (dog) is the source of this 4739-nucleotide messenger RNA. RefSeq names its product syntrophin beta 1 (gene SNTB1). The transcript has 7 exons. The record is from RefSeq and is a predicted model, not a curated record. Gene Ontology annotation, molecular function: structural molecule activity; protein binding. NCBI's taxonomy places the organism in Eukaryota, Metazoa, Chordata, Mammalia, Carnivora, Canidae. Gene Ontology annotation, cellular component: dystrophin-associated glycoprotein complex; intracellular anatomical structure; synapse. The coding region runs from base 16 to 1608 and encodes 530 amino acids.